Molecule: messenger RNA, 2003 nt
Organism: Trematomus bernacchii (emerald rockcod)
Lineage: Eukaryota; Metazoa; Chordata; Actinopteri; Perciformes; Nototheniidae
Product: IgGFc-binding protein-like
Exons: 13
Coding region: 28-1968 (646 amino acids)
Source: RefSeq, a predicted model, not a curated record
AAGUCAGAGGAGAGACUUCAGGGAACGAUGAGUGUUCAGGUUGUUCUUGAUGGAUGUGUUUCUCCUGGAACUCCUGCAGUUGCUGCCAGCCAGAUGGAGCUCUCUGCCUCUCAGAGAGGUACUCUGAAUGCUCCUGGUGGAAACAUCAACAUCAGCGACGUUCCCAUCACUUUCUAUGGAAAAACAUACACAUGGUUACACGUGAAGAUGGGCAAUAGGAAUGAAGUUUGUUUAAAAAAUGACCCAUCUGAGGACGACAUUGACUGUGUGGUGACCAACGAGGGGGUGGCUUCAAACAAAGUGGACUACAGUAUAGAACCUGGAUCAUUUCCCCCUCACUCUUCUCUUGUUAACAUCAAAACCCAGGCACAGGGUCUCGUUGAUCUCAAGUUCUUCACUGGUGCUACACAGAAUAUGGAUUGGGAAUUCUUCAAUUAUGGUUUACAAGCUGUUUGCGGGACAUAUCUUCUUGGUGGCCGUCCGUUUUCUGCUAGUUUCAACAUUUCUACAACAGUCGGUGGCACAGUGAUGGAUACCUGGGAGCCUCCUGCAGAUGCAGCUACUUAUCGAGACCUGAGUGGAUGCAGAGGCUCAGGUGGCGCUGUAAUGCCGGGUUCAGAGAUGCCCAACUUAGGGCCCAGCGCAGAGCCCUGCUCUGUUGAACUCUGUUCUCUGUCUGCAGUCGUCUCUAAUGUCACUGCAUGUGGGCCCGAGGAGGUUUGCCAAGCGGACAACACGUGCGCUGAGGUUCCUAAGGCCCCGGUGGUGUGCACGGUGACGGGCUCCACGGUGAUCGGUUUCCACGGAGCAGUGCACUCUGUCCAGGAUCGCUGUGCCUACAGUCUGAUGGAGCCUGAAGGCAGCGCCAGCUUCAACCUCAUGGCCGCUUUCAGGGAGCGCCGGCGUACAGAUGUUCCUCUUCUGGACCACCUGAUCCUGUCGCUGCCAGGUGUGACCAUGUAUCUGGAGCAAGGAGGAAGAGUCCGGGUUGGUGGUGAAGCCCUGGUGCUCAGCAGCACAGCUCAGCUGAUGCACGGCGUGGAGCUCUCCAAGGACCAGACUGGAGUCACUGCUAAGUUCCCGUCCUCCAACAUGACUCUCUUCUUUGAUGGCAACAGCGCACAUGUGACAGGACUUCCUGAAGCUGUAGAGGGUUUGUGUGGCAGCCCCUCCAACUCCAGCUGGACCACCACCCCGACUGCAGAGAAGUCCUCUAUCAGCCUCCCUGGCUGUGAGAUUCAAUACCAGGACUCAGUCGACAGCGCCAUCAACUGCAACAUCUCCACCGACCACUGUAAUCUCAUGAGGCAGCCUCCCUUCUCCGCCUGUCACGAGCACACCGACCCAGAGCCGUACAUCAGCGCCUGCACACACACUCUGUGCAGAUACCCGUCAGUGGAUGGGGUCGACUGCCACUUUUUGGAGGCUUACGCCAAGGCCUGCAGCCUGGAAGCCAACGUGACCCUGGAGGACUGGAGGUCAACUUCUGGCUGCUCCCCCCCCCCUCUCUGUCAGCAGCCCUGCAGUGAUCAUGAGUUCUGUGGAGCAGAGAUCUGGUCGUCGUCUCGCUGCUUCUGUCGGGCUGGGUUCUCCUCCAAGUACAGAGCCACCAAGUCUUUAGGCGAGCCGCCGGUCUGCAGGCAGGGCUCGGCCACUGUGACUCUGGCUGGAUGUCUGCUGGCUGACAAAGGCAUCGACUUCUCCACCUUACACCUGAAAGACCCCAGCUGCAAGGGCCACAUGGACCCCCAGAGCCACCUGGUGACCUUCAGCUUCGACAGCAGCAACACCUGCGGGACGGAGGUCAUGAAGAACGGCAGCCAGACCGUCUACGAGAACUCCAUCGUGUCGAGCAACCGCUCAUCAGGCGGCGUCAUCACGCGCCAAGACCAACUCAAGAUCGACUUCUCCUGCUUUUACAAACAGCCGGAGGUCAAGAGUGUGUCCUUCACUAUCAGAGACAGGUGAGGGUCCUCCUGGUCCUUAAUGCACCACAGCUUAAC